Messenger RNA from Ramularia collo-cygni, 1695 nucleotides. RefSeq lists its product as uncharacterized. The record is from RefSeq and is a predicted model, not a curated record. The coding region runs from base 1 to 1695 and encodes 564 amino acids. The transcript has 4 exons. NCBI's taxonomy places the organism in Eukaryota, Fungi, Ascomycota, Dothideomycetes, Mycosphaerellales, Mycosphaerellaceae.
AUGCGACCCCAAACUGCCUCGUUAUCUUUCGGCAUCUUGGUGGGAGUUGUUGGUGCAACGAUUCAAGGCCCAACAGCUGAUUUGGGAUCUGUGAAAUACAUGGGCAGCAGCAAUGCACUUUUAGGAAUCAACUCCUUCUUAGGAGUGCGAUAUGCUGAGCCUCCAGUUGAUGACCUGCGAUGGAGAGCUCCCGUUCCCAUCAAUUCCAGCAAUACAACAACAGCAUAUUCAUAUACUACUAAUGCGACAAGCUAUGGCCUACAAUGCGUUCAAGGAACUCCUGCAUACCAUCCACAGACAUUCAACAACAGCCUCGCGAGCGAAGACUGCCUGUUCUUGGACAUUGUCGCUCCUUCAAAACCGGCUUCAGAAUCUCUUCCUGUUGUAAUCAAUAUGCACGGCGGCGCGUACACUCUAGGAAACUCCACCAGCGAAGAUGGWUCGCAGCUGGUCAGCUAUUCCAACGGUGCCAUCAUUUACGUCGCCAUCCAGUAUCGAUUAGGCGCGUAUGGCUUUCUGGCGGGCUCAGAAGUCCAAGCAGACGGAGUUUUGAACGCUGGCCUGCUGGAUCAGAGAGCGGCGAUCGAAUGGGUGAGAGAUAACAUUCACGCGUUCGGCGGGGAUCCAAAACAAAUAUCGAUCGUUGGAGGAAGUGCUGGAGGUGGGAGUGUAAUCUAUCAACUCCUACGAGGAGGCGGAGAGAGCAACCCUCCAUUCCGUUCCGCGAUGCCUCAGUUCGCUGGGUUCGCGCCGCAUCGAAGCCCUGCCUCGCAGGAUGCCAUUUAUGGAAAGCUACUUGGAGCAGCCAAAUGCACAUCGCUGGCUUGUCUUCGAGCUUUACCUUAUGAAGAGCUUGCCAACGCGACGCAGCAAUCCUACUCUGAUGCCUACGAUGCAGGGUUGUAUGGUUAUGGUGAUUUUGCCUACACGCCUGUAGUUGAUGGUUCCUUUCUCGUCGACUUUCCCUCUCGAUCACUCGCAGCAGGGAACUUCACCAAAGUUCCCAUCUUCAACACCGUCGAUCAGUUUGAAGGCUUCGGGUUCACGAACGGUUCCGUUACAACCGAAGAUGAAGUGAAUCGAGACAUCUCCCACCUCUGGCCAGACGCGACUCCGCAGUUCGUCUCAGAUCUCCUCGCUCUUUACCCCCCAUCAGCCUAUGGACCAGCCUUCAAAGCAGCCAACAAUCUCUACCAAUCAUCUCAAUACCCCCUGGUCGAAGCCCUCUUCCUCGCCCAAGACUUCAACCUCAGCUCUAACAACCCCCCUCUCUUCCAAAACGCAGCAAUAUGGGGCGACGCCGUGAUUCACUGCGUCUCGCGCAAUCUUGCCGCUGCAGCUUUCAACUCCAUACCCACCAAAGUCCCCAUCUGGAAACUGCGCUUCAACGCUGGAUAUUACGCGCAUGCUGCCGUGAACCGGUAUUUCUUGGGCGUUGAGGGGCCGAAAGAGUUUGUCUUCAACGGAACUUUGGCGGAUAUUACCAAGGACUGGUACCUAUCGUUUGUGAUCAAUCAGGACCCUAACAUGGAGUUGCCAACGAGGAAUGGGUCGUCGAGGCCUUGGUGGCCGCAAUACGGGGCGAUGAAUGAUGUCUUGUUGGUGAACGAGACGCGCUUUGCAACGAUAGCAGAUCCGGAUGCUGCGGACACGUGCGACUUCUUCGCUGCUAAUGCUGAUGUUAUCAGGAGUUAG